Molecule: messenger RNA, 816 nt
Organism: Aureobasidium uvarum
Lineage: Eukaryota; Fungi; Ascomycota; Dothideomycetes; Dothideales; Saccotheciaceae
Source: the annotation of a GenBank genome assembly
AUGUCUGGUCUCGGUCAGCUCUGGUGCACUCUGGUGACCGCCAACCACAUUCUUGACUACUUCUCGCUCGUGACUGGUUACGGCCAUAUCUCUGCUCGUAACCCAUUGAUCAACACCACCUUCUUCUUCUAUCCAGUCGACCCUCCGUCGCUCAUUAACUCCAACACUGGAUAUCUCGGAUGGAACAUCUCCAACGGAGCUCCUAUCGCCAACCACUCGGUCUCCUUGUCGCCCAGCUCUGAGAUGUGGAUUCAUCAAGCCAUCUACAAAAGUUGGUCGGGCGUGAACAGCGUUGUCCACAGCCACUCUCGAGCGGUCUUGCCAUUUGCAGAUACCAACAUCCCUUUGGUGCCUCAGUUCAAUCUUGAAGCAGCAGUUCUUGGGGCUCAGGUCCCUGUCUUCGAUAUUACAGAAUACUACUUUCCGAAUCAGACGCAUAAUUUCCUGGUCAACCUUCCGUACUUGGGUGCAGCACUGGCAGACAUGUUCUCUACGCCGGAGAACAACGCCACCAAGCAGAGUGUCCUCCCAGAUUAUCCUGUCGUAUUGCAAAGGGCGCAUGGAUUUUCAGCUGCGGCGGUGAGCAUCGAGCACGCAGUCUGGGCUGCUUGGUCCGCACAAGACGCUGCGCACAUCGCCAGUAAUAGCUUGACAAUACUGGGUGCCUAUCAAGGCGAUGCUGCAAGAUCAGCUGAGUUCAGUGCGCCAGAGCUAAGGGAUAGCAUGGCUUUAGGACAAAGUGGAGAAGUCAAGGACUGGCCUUGGUUUGUUGAUCAAGUGCAAAGAAGGGGAAAUUAUAGGAAUGAUGCUUGUUGA